Messenger RNA from Hibiscus syriacus, 1365 nucleotides. RefSeq names its product 2-hydroxy-6-oxononadienedioate/2-hydroxy-6-oxononatrienedioate hydrolase. The transcript is spliced from 5 exons. The coding region runs from base 69 to 1067 and encodes 332 amino acids. Lineage: Eukaryota; Viridiplantae; Streptophyta; Magnoliopsida; Malvales; Malvaceae. The record is from RefSeq and is a predicted model, not a curated record. Gene Ontology annotation, molecular function: catalytic activity.
GAACAAUCGUUUCACUCCCUCGGGAAUGGUUUUGUGUUGAAUUGAUUCUACAGUUCCUUGAAAAAAAAAUGACAAGGUGUUUCAGUUUAACCACAGCCAGAAACCAGCGUUACAGAUCAUCUUUCAUCAAAGCAGGGCUUCGAUCCACCACCACUGACCUCCAAGAUGGCACCGUCAUGCACUGUUGGGUUCCAAAGACCCUCGAAGACUCCAAGCCUAACCUCCUCCUCAUCCACGGACUGGGUGCCAACGCUAUGUGGCAAUGGGGUGACAUCGUCCGUAAGUUUAUCCCUUCCUUCAACAUCUUCAUACCCGACCUCAUCUUCUUCGGGGACUCGUACACGACUCGGCCUGAACGCUCCGACGCAUUCCAGGCUCAGUGCGUGAUGCGAGUUAUGGAAGCCAACUCGGUGAGGAAACUCAGCCUGGUAGGCCUCAGCUAUGGUGGGUUUGUUGGGUACAGUUUGGCAGCGCAGUUCAGUGAGGCUGUUGAACGAGUGGUGAUAUGCUGCGCCGGGGUUUGCAUGGAAGAGAAAGAUUUGAAGGAAGGGGUUUUCAGGGUAUCUGAUUUGGAAGAAGCUGCUCGGAUUUUGGUACCCCAAACGCCUGAGAAGCUCAAGGAACUCCUGGGUUUUUCUCUGUUCAAGCCGCCUCCUUUGAGUUUGGUGCCUUCUUGUCUGCUAGCAGACUUCAUUGACGUUAUGUGUACGGAGCAUAUUGAAGAGAAGAAAGAGCUGAUCCGAGCAAUACCCAAAGAUCGGAAAUUUUCAAACAUUCCCAAAAUAAACAAACCCACGUUGAUCUUAUGGGGAGAACAUGAUCAAAUAUUCCCAUUGGAAUUGGGUCACAGGUUCAAAAGGCAUCUGGGGGAUAAUGCUCACCUCGUUGUCAUCAAGGACGCGGGACAUGCUUUCAAGUUUGAGAAGCCCAAGGAAUCUUACAGGUAUUUGAAAACAUUUCUAGCUGAUUUGCAGGAUUUGCAGGCUCCUCCGUCGACUCCAUGUCCCAUUCCAAACCAUGAAAACCGUAUUUCAUCUUGCAAUGGAGCAGAGAAGAUACAACCUUGAAAUUGAAGAGCAGACCGCCGAGGUUUUGUGUUUUAUUACACCUAUCAGAAAUAUCAAAGUUAACAGAGAGACGCAGAAUCUAUUAAGCUAUUCAAAGGAGAGUUCCUCAUUCUUCUGAGCAUCGGAUGCUUAUUUUUGUUGGAGGAAUCCAUAGUACGAAUUCUUGCCAGGAAUUGAUUCUUUAGUAAAAUUCAUCUUCCACAAAUUAAUUUCAAUCAUCUCUCCUGCAUAUGGUAUCAAUCUGUCACCAUUUCCAAACAAUUUAAUGGCCAUAGGGAGAAUUAUCUUUACUGUUGCA